AUGUCUAAUCUUCUAUCAUCUACAUAUCUAUCUUCAUCUCCGCCAUCAACUACUUUAACAACAUUACCACUUACAUCGACAUCAUCGUCUUCGUCUUCUUCUUCUACUUCGUCGACAACAAACUGUAACCAUCAUGAUCUAUUUUAUCCGACGUCUAUCUAUCAUCAUUCAGCUGAAGUUAUUGUUAGUCCACAUCGUUCAUCUCUAAUGAAUUCAACACAAACAUCAUCAUAUCAUUAUCAUCAUCAACAAAAACUUCGAAAUCGUACUAGUGAACAAACAGAUUCUGAUUGUGAUCUUGAUAGUUCAUCAAAUUCAAUAUUAUCAUCAUCAUCAUCAACAACAAAUAUUAAUAUAACAAAUUCAUCAUCAUCGAAAUUAAAAAAACGACGAGCUAAUUUACCAAAAGAUAGCGUACGAAUAUUAAAAAAUUGGCUUUAUGAACAUCGUUAUAAUGCUUAUCCAACAGACGAUGAAAAAGCUAAUUUAUCUCGUCGUGCUGAUUUAUCAAUAAAUCAAGUUUGUAAUUGGUUUAUUAAUGCACGACGACGGAUAUUACCGGAUUUAUUAAAAAAAGAAGGUACUGAUCCAAAAAAAUUUACUAUAUCAAGACGUUUUAGUCGUGAUCAAAAACGUUCAUCACCAUCGUCAGCUAUAUGUUCAACAAGUGGAGAAAAUACUUCAACUGAAACAACAACAACAACCACAACAGUAACUGAUAAUUCAUCAUCCAUACCACCCGUGAAAAUAAAUGUUAUUGUUGAACGAAGUUCAUCACCUUCAUUAAUACUUACAAAUAAUUCAAAUGUGCUUAAUAAACAAUUAUCACAACAAACAGAUAAUUCAUCAUCAUCAUUAUCAUCAUCAUCUAUUGAACCUUGCUGCAGUACGACGACGACGACAACGAUGUCUAGGGAACCUGUUUUAUAUAAAUCAAUACGUGAUCCGACUGUAAUCAAUUUAAUAUCAACUGAUUCAAAACAACAACAUCCACGUUUACUUUGUUCGACGGAUUCAUUGACAACAUCGACUAGUAGUAAUAGCAGUACAGGUGGUGAUCUAGCCGGUUUUCAACUUCUUGUUGAUGUAGCUGUUAGAGAACUACAUCGAAUACAACAAGGAAAUGGUAAUAGCAAUGGUAGUCGAGCACUACUUUGCAACUAA
Messenger RNA from Rotaria sp. Silwood1, 1164 nucleotides. Lineage: Eukaryota; Metazoa; Rotifera; Eurotatoria; Philodinida; Philodinidae. The record is from the annotation of a GenBank genome assembly.